This is a messenger RNA of Gossypium raimondii (Peruvian cotton), 1247 nucleotides long. Its product is annotated as WAT1-related protein At1g25270. The record is from RefSeq and is a predicted model, not a curated record. Gene Ontology annotation, cellular component: plasma membrane. Lineage: Eukaryota; Viridiplantae; Streptophyta; Magnoliopsida; Malvales; Malvaceae. The coding region runs from base 261 to 1202 and encodes 313 amino acids. The transcript is spliced from 10 exons. Gene Ontology annotation, molecular function: transmembrane transporter activity.
UCGUGUUCUUGGUAUCAUGGGCUGUUAGGUUGAAGAGAUCAUUGUAUGCAGCUAUAUUCAAUCGAUUGGGACUUGUGUUUGUUGCUAUUGUGGGAUCUUUGUUACUUGAUGAAAAGCUGCAUUUAGGAAGGAGAAGUUUUUUAAGUGUUAUUCGUCGAGCAAUUGAUCGAACCCUUAACAAUGAAAGGGAAUAUGCAGCCAGCCAUAUUCAAUCGAUUUGGAUUUCUGCUUGUUACUCAGAUGAAAAUCUGGGAAGAUUCAUGUUUGCCACCGCUGUCAUGGUUCCGCUUGCUCUUCUUUUUGAAAGGAAGAGCUUGAAAAAAUUUAAUAGAAAAGUACUGCUUCAAGCGUUUCUUUGUGGAUUAUUUGGAGGAUCAUUGGUUCAAAACUUGUACCUGCAAAGCUUGGUGCAUACAUCUGCAACAUUUGUUGCAGCCAUCGUCAACCUUGCUCCAGCCUUUACUUUUAUUUUGGCCAUUUGUUUCAAGAUGGAGAAACUAGCAAUAAAAACAAGUGCCGGGAAAGCCAAAGUGUGUAGCACUUUAAUAGGAAUAGGUGGAGCGAUGAUAUUUAUAUUUUAUAAAGGUAUAGACGUAAACAUCUGGUCAACAGAUGUAAAUAUUUUAAAGCAUCAUCAUCAACAAGUACCUUCAUAUCAUGGCACCGGUCAAUUUAUUAUCGGUGCUUUUUUGGGUCUUUUGAGCUGCGUUUCUUUCUGUUUGUGGUUGAUCAUUCAGGCUAAAAUGAGUAUGGGGUUCCCUUACUUGUAUUCAAGCACUGCUUUGAUGUGUUUGAUGGGAUCAAUACAAGGAGCUUUGUAUGCUGUUUGUACUGUGAGGGAUUGGAAUCAAUGGAAACUUGGAUGGAACGUUAGGCUUCUAGCUGUUGCUUAUGUGGGAACCAUGGGAUCUGCUCUGUUCGUGUUCUUGAUAUCAUGGGCUGUUCGGUUGAAGGGACCAUUGUAUGCAGCUACAUUCAAUCCAUUGGGGCUUGUGCUUGUUGCUGUUGUGGGAUCUUUAUUACUUGAUGAAAAGCUGCAUUUAGGAAGCAUCAUAGGGGGAUUAAUGAUAAUAUGUGGGGUAUAUAUGGUGCUAUGGGGCAGAGCCAAAGAGAUGAAGCAACAAACACAGGAGUCAAAUGAAACAGUAGAAGAUGAACAAGAGCAUGAAGGAACCGAAACUCCUGUAAUAAUUUUAGAUUAAAAUUUUGUUGAUGAAGGAAAUGAAAUUACAUGUUGUUUUUAUCCA